AUGCCAGGCACUGAUCCUCACAACAACCUUAUGAGGAAGCCUAGUUGGGAAGCCAUGGUGUGGGACAAUGAAACAGCCCAGCUGCCAGACUCAGCACCCAUCCACUGCGUCUUCCACGAGAACUUCAAGCACCUGCUGCUGCCACCUGUGUACUCAGUGGUGCUGGUGGCAGGCCUCCCACUGAAUGCCUGUGUCAUUGUCCAGAUUUUCAUGUCCCGCCGGGCCCUGACCCGCACAGCCGUGUACACGCUGAACCUGGCUCUGGCUGACAUGCUAUAUACCUGCUCCCUGCCCCUGCUCAUCUACAACUAUGCCAGAGCUGACGACUGGCCCUUUGGUGACUUAACCUGUCGCCUGGUUCGUUUCCUGUUCUAUGCCAACCUCCACGGCAGCAUCCUCUUCCUCACCUGCAUCAGCUUCCAGCGUUACCUGGGCAUCUGCUACCCUCUAGCCCUCUGGCACAAGCGUGGGGGCCGCCGGACUGCCUGGCUAGUGUGUGGGUUCGUGUGGCUGGUGGUGACCACCCUGUGCCUGCCCACAGCUGUCUUUGCCACCACGGGCAGCCAGCGCAACCGCACCGUCUGCUAUGACCUGAGCCCGCCCCACCUGGCUUCCCACUACAUGCCCUAUGGCAUGGCCCUCACAGUCAUUGGCUUUCUGCUGCCCUUUAUUGCCCUGCUGGCCUGCUACUGGCGCCUGGCCCGCCAUCUGUGCCUCCAGGAUGGCCCUGCAGAGCCUGUGGCCCAGGAGCGACGCAGCAAAGCAGCCCGCAUGGCAGUGGUGGUGGCGGCCGUCUUUGUCAUCAGCUUCCUGCCUUUCCACAUCACCAAGACCGCCUACUUGGGGGUGCGCUCUGCACACCGUGUCCCCUGCUCCAUGUUGGAGGCCUUUGCGGCUGCCUACAAAGGCACGCGGCCCUUCGCCAGUUUCAACAGCGUGCUGGAUCCCAUUCUCUUCUACUUCACCCAGAAGAAGUUUCGUCAGCGGCCAAAGGAAUUGCUGCAGAAACUCACGGCCAAAUGGCAGCGGCAGGGUGGCUGAGCCCAUUGUGGCAAGGCACCUGGGGCGUGGACUGUUUGCCUUUGUGACUGGGGUACCAGAGGCCCCACCAACCCAAAACCAUGCAGAAAGCUUAACUCAGUUGGGCAAGGAGUAAGGUGGCCCACAGACCCCGAAGUUUCAACAGUGAUUUCUUGAGCCCUUUCUUUGUAUUAGCCUGUGGUCACAGGGACAGGAAAGUCCUGAACCUGGCUCCCCAGAAGGCCCCUGUUGACCAUGGAGGGUAGGGAGACCAUAUUAAGCUAUUCACAAAAAUAUAGUGUGGCAUGAACUGUAAUUGAGGAGUAUGCUGCAUGCUUUGGACUCACCAAUGAAGAGAGUAGGGAAGAUGGGAGGAGGAAGUGAGUACAUCUGGGAAGGGACAUUUGAGGUGGGUUUUGAGGGAUGAAUAUGAGCUCUGUAGGGGAGUAUGAUGUUCCAUUCAUUCAGCAAAUCUUCACUGAUACCUUGUGCUUGCAUCUGGGUGGGUUCUCAGACCCCAGAAGAAGCAGUCCCAGCCCUACCUCAUGCAAACUCCCAACUACUAGAUUUACAAACACUGACAGUAUAAUAUCAGGGAUGUGACAGAGGGAAGCAUGGCUGGGGGAAGAGAUGCUUAAAGGAUGCUCAUGACUAGGUCUGAGGAGUCAGGAAAGAUCUCUAUGACGAAGGGUCAUCUGCACCUGAUGAAUGAAUGGGAGCUUUGCAAACAGAAGUAUAGCCUGGGCCAGCCUUGAGUUGGGCUCUGCCUUGAGGCUGGCAGCCAGAGAGCUGGGGUGGAGGGCAUGUGGCCUCCUGUUUACAAAAGCUGAGAAAAUAAGAGCUAUCCUGCAACCACCUCCAAACUAGGUCAAGAGCAAGCCAGAUGCUUCAGUUGGUGGGGGCUCAGCAGAAGAAAGUAUCGGAGAGGAAUUCCAAAGUCAGAGCGGAGGCGAGCGCCCCUGCUAGAAGGCAUCCUGUGUUCAAAUUCUGGAGGUGGAGAUGUGUUGAGUCCAUCUGGAAAGCAGCAGUGAGUUUCAAUUAAGCCCCUGGGUAUCGCUUGUGUGGAGGAGGUGGGCAAAUACGGAGCUGGUGGGGCCAGAGUAUUAAAUGCCAGAAAAGCCCAGACCCGCCUCUUCUCCACCCUCCUCUUCACCCACCUCUUCUCCAUCCACCGCUUCAGAUGGGCCUCGUUCAGGCUCAGGGUGUCCUUGGUACCUGGGAGUACUUCUACUGGCAACCCCUCCCCAAAUGAGCAGAAACAGCCCUUCAACACAACUUCAUUCUAAAAGGAGAAGUCAGCAGCUGAGGAGACGCAAGGCUGCCAGGAGGCAGAUACUUGGAGGUUCUGUGGUCUAGAGCCCAUGGACCAACCAGGCUGAAGACAGGCAGUGCCCACGGACUUCCACCCUGUGCUCUGCACUCCAUCAUUUGGAGGGUGGGCACCUGGAAGGCUGCCUGGAGGUCACUCAGAUAGAAGCAUCUUAGACCAGGGCCUUAAAGAGCCCCAGGAAAGCUUCUUCAUGGAAGUGCCCAAUGGAGGCAGCAAAGGGAAGUCCCCCCGCAAACCCUUUCACCUGCUCUUCUCCCACUGUGCACCUCUUCUCUCAGCCACACCUUGGAGGCUCCUCAUCUCCUCUGCUCUUUCUCCUCAUCACCUCCUACCUUUUCAGUCCUCGCUCCUUCUGCUAAGAUCUCAGUUUCUUCCUGUAGAAUAGUGUGGCCUGCACUUGCCUGCUGGAGUCCCAUACGGGUCCAUAAACAACAGAACCAGACACGGCAAAGAAGGUCUUCCUUUUUAUUUCUUUUCUUUUUACUUAUUGAAGUGACAUUAUUUUACAUCCUUUACAGUUUGGGAUGUUGACAGUGUGGGAUUACCCCCUCAGGUGUAGUCACUCUGACAUGCCCCCCCACCUAAGCAC
Talpa occidentalis (Iberian mole) is the source of this 2939-nucleotide messenger RNA. It is a transcript of the gene P2RY6, whose product is annotated as pyrimidinergic receptor P2Y6. Gene Ontology annotation, cellular component: plasma membrane. Gene Ontology annotation, biological process: G protein-coupled receptor signaling pathway; cellular response to pyrimidine ribonucleotide. The transcript has 2 exons. NCBI's taxonomy places the organism in Eukaryota, Metazoa, Chordata, Mammalia, Eulipotyphla, Talpidae. The record is from RefSeq and is a predicted model, not a curated record. The coding region runs from base 1 to 1041 and encodes 346 amino acids. Gene Ontology annotation, molecular function: G protein-coupled UTP receptor activity; G protein-coupled UDP receptor activity; G protein-coupled ADP receptor activity.